GCCAGCCGGUCACCAUGAGGUCCGUCACUCUUUACGCCUUCGCCUUCGUCCUGCUGAACGUCAUUCUGCCCUGCCACGAGGCCGGUGCCUUCUUCCUGACCAGCCUGGCCUUGCUGCCCCUCACGUCCAUCAUCGGUCUCGGUGGCCUCGCCGGACUCAAGCUCGCCAUCGCCAUGAAGCUCCUCGGACACCUUGGCUGGUGGAACGUGAGUCGCUACGGCGUCGGUCUUCGGACGUCCAUCGAGAACGACAAGCUGCCCGAGCCCCUGGGUCCGAUGCCGCCGAAGCCGCAAGGCCUCUUCCACGGACGGACUAUCAAGAUCCCCAUCGCCCUUCUGCCUUACUUCUUCGGCGGCCAUUUCAAGAGCCCAGGGUCCUUCACGCUUCCGGCCAAUGACUUCUCGUUGUUGGCAAGGCAGUCUUUUCACCUGGACGGUCACAAGCUGAAGCUAUCGUCCCAGGGAGACGCUGGAGUCAACGGAGUGAAGGGAUCCUUCGUUCAAGCGCACGGCAAUAUGCAAAGCCCGCUGGUAAACAUCGAUGCGAGAAAAAAGGCAACUCUCAAGGGCAAGCGCAGUGCCGACUCUACCUUCAAAGUCAUAGACGAUGCGUUUUCCAUGGUUCGUGAGAUGGACGUCGACCGAUGCAUCCUCCGCUUGUCCUGCGAAGUGAGCGCCGACCCCCAGGGAUACGGAAAGUACGGGCGGCGCGUGGCUUCGUUCGCAGACUCCAUGGGACCGGUGGGCAACAAGUCUGCUUUCGCCGAGUUCCAGACGGCGUACAGACAGGGAAAAGCCUACGGAAUCGCCGGUUGCAGCAGGGCUUACUCCACGUGCAAGCAUGACCUGCGUGGUCUGGCCUCUCUCAUCGGUGAAGCUUAGCGGCUGUGUAAUAGUAUCUUCAUGUUCUUGCUGUAGACGAGGCAUCCCGGUUUCAUUGUAUAUAGUCAUUUCACCUGAAAUAAAAGUUAGCAAUUGUAA
This is a messenger RNA of Ixodes scapularis (black-legged tick), 980 nucleotides long. RefSeq lists its product as uncharacterized. NCBI's taxonomy places the organism in Eukaryota, Metazoa, Arthropoda, Arachnida, Ixodida, Ixodidae. The transcript has 2 exons. The record is from RefSeq and is a predicted model, not a curated record. Bases 15 to 881 code for a protein of 288 amino acids.